UCUCUCUCUCUCUCUCUCUCUCUCUCUCUCUCUCUCAAUUUCUCUUUCUCCCUCUCACACACGUCCACCAGUAGGAUCCGCUAAACAACAUAACCUGUCAGAGCUGGUAACACGCGUUUAGUUAAGGUGUGCCUGUCUUCCAGAGCAGCCCUUGUCUCUAGUGUUGUUUACAGGUGAAAUAGGCACCGUGUUGGUCGUGCUGCUUGCUUAAUUGAUUGGAGACAGCGAAAGAGCAAAUGAAACAGAAACAUGGCAAUAUUUGGCUUGUGGAUGCUAGUCUUUCUGGUGUGCUUAGAUAUCAGUCAGUCUUGCCAGAGUCCGGAUGAUUUUGUGGCUGCCAGCUCUCCCGGAGAUAUUGUCAUUGGAGGCUUGUUUGCAGUUCAUGGCAAAAUGCUACAUUCAGAAGAAAAGCCCCUCCAGCCUGUGAUCGCCCAUUGUGCUGGCUUUGAAGUCCAAGUGUUUCUUCAGAGUCUUGCAAUGAUCCAUGCCAUAGAGAUAAUCAACAACUCAACACUUUUGCCUGGAAUUAAGCUGGGCUAUGAGAUCUAUGACACUUGUGCAGAGGUUACUCGGGCCAUGGCGGCAGCUUUGCGAUUCCUGUCAAAAUUCAAUGCUUCCAAAGAUUUAGUGGAAUUCCAGUGCAAUUAUUCAGACUAUACACCUAGAGUAAAAGCGGUCAUAGGUGCCACCUACUCAGAGGUAUCUAUGUCAGUUGCAAGGAUAUUGAAUUUACAGCUAAUACCACAGGUGAGUCAUGCAGCGACUGCAGAAAUCCUUAGUGAUAAAGUCCGCUUCCCAUCUUUUCUGCGCACUGUGCCCAGUGAUUCUUAUCAGACCAAAGCCAUGGCUCGAUUAAUCCACAGGUCUGGCUGGAACUGGAUUGGAAUCAUAGCCACAGAUGAUGACUUUGGGCGCCUUGCUGUUGAGAGCUUUGGGUUGCAGGCCAUGGCGAACAAUGUCUGCAUUGCAUUUAAAGAGAUGUUGCCAGCUUAUCUCUCGGACAGCACCAUCCAUGGCAAAAUUAAUCAAGCCCUAGAGAAGAUUGUCAAGGAAACCAGGGUAAAUGUCAUUGUUGUCUUUCUGAGGCAAUUCCACGUAAUGAGACUUUUCAGAAAAGCAAUUGAAAUGAACAUAAAUAAGACCUGGAUUGCAAGUGAUAACUGGUCAGCAGCUGUCAAGAUUAGCACUCUUCCAAAUAUCAGUCGUCUGGGAAAAGUGGUUGGAUUUACAUUCAAAAGUGGCAACAUGUCAUCCUUCCACCAGUUCUUGAGCAAUCUACAUAAAACUCCAACUGGAAACUAUACAAUUGCAAGGGAAUAUGCCAUGCUUAUGUCAACAUGUUCACAUAUAAACAAUCAAGAUCUGAGUAAAUGCAUUUCUAAUUAUUCUGGUGAGAAACUGCUAAAGAAUCGCACUCAACCAAGCAGCCAGCUUUGGGAUGAGGAAUUUCUCAUUGCCAACAUUGAACCAGGAUUUAUCCAUAGCACCAUGCUCGCAGUACAUGCCAUCGCAAAUGCUAUUCGGAAUCAGUGCAAGAACAGGAACUGCAAAGACCCAUACGCCUUCGCCCCUUGGGAGUUGCUGGAAGAGCUUAAGGAGGUAAAGUUCACUGAUGACGACAGAGAGGUCUAUUUUGACUCUCAUGGAGACAUUAACACAGGCUAUGACGUACUGCUCUGGAAAGAAAUAGAAGGACGGAUUGUGAUUACCAACAUGGCAGAGUAUGAUCUAGAGAAGGACGACUUCAUUUUUGAAAACAAAGAGGAUGAAAUUGAAUUUUUGAAUUUAAAGAAUGUGCAGUCAAAAUGCUCUAGAAAAUGCAGACCUGGACAGGUGAAAAAAGUUUCUGCAAGUCCACAUACCUGCUGCUACGAGUGUGUCAGCUGCCCUGAAAACUACUAUACUAACCGGUCAGAUAUGGAUUACUGCAUUUUAUGCAACAAUAGAACUCACUGGGCUCCUGUGAACAGCUCAACAUGCUACAGGAAGAUGGUUCAGUACCUCAACUGGAAUGACUGGUUUGCUAUUUUGCUAAUGGUUCUCUCUGUCCUUGGAAUAGUGUUGAUUUGUGCCAUUAUCAUAAUAUUUACUAGAAACGUGGACACUCCAGUUGUGAAGGCAUCGGGUGGCUUAACAGUCUGCUAUGUUAUCCUCCUCUGUCACUUCCUCACUUUUGUUAGCACGGGAUUUUUCGUUGGCAAGCCCAGAGCCUAUAAAUGUAAAACUCGUCAGGCUCUCUUUGGCAUCAGCUUUGCCCUCUGCAUUUCAUGCAUUUUGAUUAAGUCUCUGAAAAUUUUGUUGGCCUUCAGUUUUGACCCCAAGUUGCAAAAGCUUCUCAAAAGCCUCUACAAACCUGUACCCAUUGUAUCCUUUUGCACCGGGAUUCAGGUCUUGAUUUGUGUUGUUUGGAUCACAGUUCGAAGCCCUUUUGUGGAGGAGAAUUUCUCCAUCCGGAAGAUUAUCAUCGUGGAGUGUAAUGAGGGUUCAGUUGUAGCUCUGGGAAUCAUGUUAGGGUACAUCGCUCUUUUGGCCUUCAUCUGCUUCAUCUGUGCUUUUAAAGGGAGGAAGCUUCCUGAGAACUACAAUGAAGCAAAAUUCAUCACAUUUGGCAUGCUGAUCUACUUCAUUGCCUGGAUUAUAUUUAUCCCAGUCUACACCACUACCUUUGGCAAGUACUUGCCAGCUGUUGAAAUCAUUGUCAUUUUAAUAUCCAACUAUGGGAUCCUGUGCUGUACAUUCCUUCCCAAGUGCUAUAUCAUACUCUAUAAGCAAGAGGCAAAUACAAAAUCAGCCUUUCUGAAAAUGCUUUAUAGCUAUUCAUCCAAAAGUGCAGGGAGCCUCAGCGUCAACCAAAGCUCUUUGGAUUCAAAGAGUGAGACACCUCCAAUGCCCAAAGCAGAAACUUGCUGUAAAGCCAAGACUGAAAAAAACUGGGUGAAUGGCAGCUGCCACUUCCAAGCAUCUGGGUAUAGGGAGAUAAGAUGGGAAAUGCAAGCCGUUAACAUAGUAGGGCCAACAAUACCUAGGAGAAGGCUUUCUAGCAUAUAAUGAUAUAGUUUCAGGAUGAGAGCACUGUUGGGCCACAGUGCCUUGUCUAUGCUUGAUCUUUUCUCCUUUGAUGUGUCCUAAACACUGUUGCCAGCACACAAAAGAAAAUGGGGAAAAUAUGAUACUGCUUCCCAGUAAGCAGUGGCUUGCAAAUUGAGAGCCUGUCAGGGGAUUGGAUAUCUCCCAACCACCACCACCCCUUCCUCCUGCCUAGCACAAUUUUUUCAGACCCCUUUGCCUGCAUUAAGAGAGGUUUAGGAUUAUGUGUGCCCCACAGUUUAUUGUGGUUAAUGCUACCCUUGGUUCCUAGACUUGAAUCCAGAGCUUGAAGUGGUUUUGUUAGUCUUCACAAGGAAAUAACUUUGUUAGCAUAAUUCUUGCUGUUGUUGUGUGCCUUCUAGUUGUUUCUGACUUAAUGAUGACCUUAAGAUGAACCUAUCAUAGAGUUUUCUUUGCAGUAUUUGUUCAGAAGGGUUUGUCAUUGCCUUCCUCUGAGACUGAGUGUGACUCUUACAACAAAGGCAUCUUUGAGUUGCAUCAAUUUAAAUGACCUUAACUCUACUUUGAAUUGUGAUGACUGAAGAUAAAAAAAGGUGUCCAUUUGGCUUUUUCAAAUAGGGAGUUUAAUGACACACUCCACAACAACAACAAAAAUGCCCUAUAUUCAUUGACAUAAACAACACAGAAUUAAUAAUAAGGGCAAAGUAAAGCAAAUGCCCUUACAAGACACCACUCUUAAAAUACAGUAUACAGUUCGAUGUUCCAUUUACCUAGUGGUAAUUCAAUCUCAUUGUAAACAGUCAUGAAGCAAGUUUUGCAUUAUUAGUUGUACAAUUGGACCUGCAGCAGUAUGUGUUGAUUUGUUUCUAAUAUAUUUACCCACAAGUACACAAAUAGCAUUUGGAUAGUAAUCAUGAUUUUUAUUUCAUAUAUGUAAAUCCAGAAUAUUUGAACUAUUUUUGAACCUAAUGUCUUAAUCAAAUUAAUUUUACAGAAACCACAUAUAUAAUACAUUAGAAAGUGUCUGUGUGCCAAGAUACAUUUAAAAUACUGAUUAAGUCAUCUCUGUUUGGACAGAGGAUUUUCAGAUUGCAUCUGUACUAUUAUGACUAGAAUAAUGUUUUAUAAGUCUGCUUUUUCUUCAGCAGUAGCCCUGUAUAUGCAACAAUAGGGUGAAGUAAUGACCUCAGUCAAGGAAAUAAAAAAACCUUUUUGAGUUUUUCAAGGAGUUUUGCUGCAAGCCAAACUUUCUACCAACAUCCACAACCUGCCACCCUCCACUUGAUAUGAAGUACAAUACCCAGCACUUGAGCCAAUGAAUCUAAUGGCCGUAAUGGCUGGGUAUGGUGGAAAUGGCAAUCUAACACAUUUGAAGGGUAUUAGGUUGGAUCUAUCGUCACUCUUCCUAUUCAGAGCUUGAAACAUUGGAUCUGAAAAUUAAUUCAUUAGUGAUGAACAUUAGAAAUGCAACGAUUUGCACUGUACUCAUCUUUAUAAUAGCUGAUUAUUUGAAAAGGAAUGUGCAUGUGUAUGUAUGUCUGUAAAUAUUUGUAAAUACUGUUACCAAUACCUCAGUGUUAAGUAUUUUGCCACUGGAAGCUGGACUCUCAGACAUCUGCCAGUGGUUUGUGGCUUCAAGUUUCUCUGAAAGUGAAAUAUCUUUUCCUUCAGCAACUGGCAGUAAUGUUGAAAUGGAUGCUGUGAUCAUCAUUAUAAAAAGAAGAAUACAGUUACACUGCUGUCAAAAAUAAAUAUUUAAAAUUA
Molecule: messenger RNA, 4812 nt
Organism: Anolis carolinensis (green anole)
Lineage: Eukaryota; Metazoa; Chordata; Lepidosauria; Squamata; Anolidae
Gene: gprc6a
Product: G protein-coupled receptor class C group 6 member A
Exons: 6
Coding region: 250-3048 (932 amino acids)
Biological process (GO): G protein-coupled receptor signaling pathway
Cellular component (GO): plasma membrane
Molecular function (GO): G protein-coupled receptor activity
Source: RefSeq, a predicted model, not a curated record